AGCUGACAGGUACGCCGGUGCUUAAUGAACACGUCUCCGCUGCUCAGGAUUACCACUGGCGAGCUGAGUGUUUAUAAGGGAGGCGGCCACCUUUUCGGCCACCACAAGACGCACACGCAUCAUCGAGUAACAAUCGCCGGCACGCGCGCACGAUGUCCGCGAAUCGAUUGAACGUCCUGGUGACCCUGAUGCUCGCCGUCGCGCUUCUUGUGACGGAAUCGGGAAACGCACAGAUGAACGGCAACUCUCAAUCCAGAUCGGCGGGAUCCGCCAGAAGCCCGCCGCAGAGAUAUUGCGGCAAGAAGCUCUCCAAUGCUCUACAGUUAAUCUGUGAUGGCGUGUACAAUUCGAUGUUUAAGAAGAACGAGGAGCCCGAGAUGGAAAUGGCCGACUACCCGCUCACCUAUGAGUUCUCUCCCCCGUACACCCCAUUCUUGUCGCGAACGAUGGCACGGGCGAUAUUGGACGGGCGCCUCGGCAGCAGACGCUACCGAAGACAGUCGCGAGGUAUCCACGAGGAAUGCUGCCUCAACGCGUGCACGAUAAGCGAACUGUCCACCUACUGCGCCUCCUAAAGCGCGCGUUCGGUAACCGGUAAACCCUCCGACUUCCGCUUUACUGCUCGAUCACCAUGCAAACCGAAUAAUCCCGGACACCCGCGUAGCCCCACCCGCGUAUAUACCCAUACACGUUACAUACACAUAGAGGGACAUACAUUACACGUACCACAUUACAUACAGUACACAUUGGAAAGCUCACCGGUAAACCACAUCAUCGCUCACGCUGGAGACUGACUCGUGAUAAUUGUAUAUACAUUUACGUAUCUGCAAUGGAACUGACUUUUUAAAACAUGGUCGUACGCGCGGGAUUGUAUCCUCCUCUCCUUAACUUCUUUUGCUUUGUGGACAAGCGACCGCGGCGGUAAGGUCCAGAUCGAGAGAUUUCAUCUUGGAAGAUGACGUCAUCGGAAAUUCUGCGCCUUUUAAAUUGACGGCGUUUGCCCGACAGCGGGAUAAUUUUUGCGAUUGAGUACGCUUGCUUUACUUGUGAUAGCAGACUAUGUAGAGACAGUCGAGAAAAGCAAAUCUGUUUGAUAUAAUUGUCUCCCCAGCAAAUGCCAGAUACUUAUUCCAAAUUUAGAUGGUUCUUCGCUUGCUCUGCCUCGUCUACAGCUAUGAACUAUCCAAGACAAAAGCCUUUUCGUUGCAAAUUCUAUGUAAUUUAGUGAAGCGGAAAUGAGAUAAAUUGUACAGACAAGUUGUGUUCGAGAACGUUGAAAAAUUAUUAACGAUUCCUCCAAGACUCGAGUUAAAUACUUAUGUCGCUUAAAAUCGCAAGCGACAUUUACCACACGUUUCACGGUCGAAAGAAGCAGCAUCAGUGUGUUCACGUUUGCGGAUUAGCCUGCGAAAGUUAAAAUCGCGGGAAACAGGGUCGAUAUUGAAAGAAAGGAUGAAACCAACCGCGAUCUGUCUAAUCUGACAUACGAUCACGCGUAAUUACGGCGGCGAUUGUCGUGUGACACACGUGAAAAAUGGAGAACGCGCGUGCUGAGCGACGUGUCACGCGACUUCGAGCUUGCCUCGUCCAGCGAAAUCGAUCUUGGAUUUCAAUACUAAACUGUCUUUCUUUUUUUUUCGCUCGCUAAUCAGGCAGCAUCAGACGCGACAUCCCUCGUCGCGUGUAACUCGAUUUUUCGAUCCACAUAAACGUAUUCGCGCUUUCGACCUCUUCGACCUGCGAGAGCUUCGCCCACUUUCGACCCUGCGCACACCAUUAAGCGAAUGUCUCGCCCGCGAUUUAGAAACAAGUCGAGAAAUCUCUUCGCAAUUAUCGAGGGGAUACAGUCUCACUCGCAUGGUGAUUUUUGGCGACGAAGCACAGAAGGAACAGCUCGAUAGUUUAGUUUCUUUUGUAACUGUAACUUUCUUGUUUUUUUUAAUGCUAAAUUCGAGAUGCGUUCAACGACCGGGCAAGUUCGAUGCUCGGUGACGCGAAGCUGCGACGUCGUCGUUGAACGAAUGUCGAACUUAAUAGGACACUACUGUAGAGAGAGAGCUUGCGUUAUUUUUAAUCUGCCAGAGGCUGUGACGAUUUCAAGGGGCAUCUACGACUGUACUGCAUAUGGUGAUAUUAUUCUUAUUCGUAGAACCUGUAUUCCCAAUGAUUAUCCCUUCGAGGAAAGGAUCGGGAUAGCGCGCAAGACGAUCGGGAAGUUCACGUUCACGGUGCGUCGCUCGUGUCGGGAUGCACGGACAAGAUCGGUCCAACUUUACGUUACAGGUCGAAUUUAUGCAGAGAAAUUCAACUACUCUUAGAUCUCAGUGCAAGAAUGAAACGAGUCCAAAAUUUGUAAUAUUUAUUUUGAGCAUUUAGGGAAAUGUAUCUGUGAAAAGAAUCAAUCGCGAGUAGAUUUGUUUUAUUGUUACAUUGAAUUCUUUUAUCAAGUUCGAUUUGCCAGACGGCGAACUGGAGAAUUAUUGCAUCCGCAUACGGCGAUGUACGACAAAGGUGAGUCACUUAGAAGCAUAAAGCGUGAUUCUAAGAAGACUCGUCUUUUCGCGUGACGAUCGUGCAAGUGAAACUUCGUAACCCAGUGAGCAAUAUUGAGAGGAAGAGCUCUUUAAGAAGGCUUUUUAUUAAAAUCUCUUUAAAAUGACAUCGAUAAGUUAUUUUUUUAUAAGGUGUCUUUCAAAAAAGCCCUUUAUGAUAUCCUAUUUUGAUGCCUAUUUAAUGUUAACAUGGAAAAGUCACCUAACAAAGUUCCCGCCGGGGAAUGCGGCAUAGCACUUUCUCGCAAGAAGAAAACUGCACGCCGUAUUAUAGAUAUAUCCGCAUGAAAUUCUUUAUCUUUUCUCUGAGCUUUAUACUUUUCAUACGAAGCUUGCACACAGAAAUAGUGCCAUAAAUAACAAUUCUUAAUGUUAACAUUAUGACAUUUGUAAGGAGUCAGAUUCUACACGGAGAGAAUUUGCUUUUAAAAUUUAUCCGGAAAAUAUUGUAAUCGUGGGACAACA
This is a messenger RNA of Vollenhovia emeryi, 3017 nucleotides long. Its product is annotated as LIRP-like. Gene Ontology annotation, cellular component: extracellular region. NCBI's taxonomy places the organism in Eukaryota, Metazoa, Arthropoda, Insecta, Hymenoptera, Formicidae. The transcript is spliced from 3 exons. Gene Ontology annotation, molecular function: hormone activity. The coding region runs from base 153 to 575 and encodes 140 amino acids. The record is from RefSeq and is a predicted model, not a curated record.